Molecule: messenger RNA, 2546 nt
Organism: Papaver somniferum (opium poppy)
Lineage: Eukaryota; Viridiplantae; Streptophyta; Magnoliopsida; Ranunculales; Papaveraceae
Product: probable methyltransferase PMT14
Exons: 7
Coding region: 364-2208 (614 amino acids)
Cellular component (GO): cytoplasm; endosome; trans-Golgi network
Molecular function (GO): methyltransferase activity
Source: RefSeq, a predicted model, not a curated record
CAGCGAACUGUUUCUGAAAUCUGAUUUUACCUAAAUCUCCGUGUUCUCUCCUCCCUCCCUUUUUCUUUUUUUCUCACUUCAUCUUUUCUUUUCCUCUUUUUUACCAUGGCAGGAUAAACUAUAUAAAAAGCUCAACACUCCUUCAACUCAACCCUCCUCCUCUUCUUCCUUUUAAGCUCACAUACUCAGUCUUUGUCUCUCAAUUGAUUGGCAAGAUCGAGAUCCUGAUUCUUCACUAAUCUUGGCUUCAAGAAAUAGUGAAGACCUCUUCAAUUCCAGUUCAAAGCAAAAAAGAAGAAGACUUGUUCAACUUACUGUACGGUCCACAAUCAGCUCACAGCCGUGAAGUAACCAAAGGAUAUUAUGGGGUCUAAAUCGAACCCGCCUGGGAAUAGAACUCGGAGCUCAUUAUCGAUUUUUAUUGUGAUUGGUCUCUGUUGUUUCUUCUACAUACUCGGGGCUUGGCAGAGGAGUGGUUUUGGAAAGGGGGAUAGCAUAGCGCUGGACAUCACCAAGCAAACAGAUUGCGGUAUCUUAUCAAACUUGAAUUUUGAAACCCAUCACAAUGACGUAGAUACUGAGCCAAUUAAACCUUCAGAACCAAAAAUUAAAGUCUAUAAACCAUGUGGUGUUGAGUUCAAGGAUUAUACACCUUGCCAGGAACAAGAACGUGCUAUGAAGUUCCCAAGAGAAGAUAUGAUAUACAGAGAAAGACAUUGCCCCCGAGAUGACGAAAAAUUGAAAUGUCUUAUUCCAGCACCUAAAGGGUACACAACCCCGUUUGCUUGGCCAAAGAGUCGUGACUAUGCUCACUAUGCGAAUGUUCCGUACAAGCAUCUUGCAGUUGAGAAGGCUGUCCAGCACUGGGUCGAGUAUAAGGGCGAUGUGUUCAAAUUUCCAGGUGGAGGUACAAUGUUUCCUCAAGGAGCCGAUGCAUAUAUUGACGAACUUGCAUCAGUUAUUCCAAUUGCAGAUGGCACAGUCAGAACUGCUCUGGACACUGGUUGUGGAGUUGCGAGUUGGGGUGCUUACAUUUUGAAGAGAAAUGUGUUGGCAAUGUCAUUUGCACCAAGAGAUAAUCAUGAAGCACAGGUACAAUUUGCAUUGGAACGAGGAGUGCCUGCUGUUAUUGGUGUGCUUGGAUCUAAAAAUCUUCCAUACCCAUCAAGAGCUUUCGACAUGGCUCAGUGCUCUCGAUGUUUAAUUCCAUGGACAUUGAAUGAUGGAAAAUAUCUAAUGGAAGUCGAUCGUGUUCUCAGACCUGGUGGGUUCUGGAUCCUGUCCGGUCCUCCCAUAAAUUGGAGAACUUACUACCAAACCUGGAAGAGGUCAAAGGAAGAACUUGCAGAAGAACAAAGAAACCUUGAAGAGUUGGCUGAAAGUCUAUGCUGGGAGAAGAAGUAUGAAAAAGGUGAUAUUGCCAUCUGGAGGAAGAAAACGAACUCUGCUGCUUGUAGCAAGAGGUCUGCUGAUUUCUGUGAUGCUACUGAUUUUGAUGACGUCUGGUACAAGAGUAUGAAGACUUGCGUAACUCCAUACCCGGAGGUUUCAAGUCCAAAUGAAGUAGCUGGGGGAAAAUUGAAGAAGUUUCCUGCUAGGCUUUUGGCAGUUCCUCCCAGAAUAUCUCAAGGAUCUGUUCCAGGGGUCACAGAGGAAUCUUAUCAAGAGGACAACAGACUUUGGAAAAAGCAUGUUAAUACCUACAAAAGGAUUAAUAAGUUAAUUGGCUCCGAAAGAUACCGAAACAUUAUGGAUAUGAAUGCUGGCCUCGGAGGUUUUGCAGCAGCACUUGAAUCACCAAAGUCAUGGGUGAUGAAUGUUGUGCCCACCAUUGCUGAGGAGAACACUCUAGGCGUUGUUUAUGAGAGAGGUUUAAUCGGGAUAUAUCAUGACUGGUGCGAAGCUUUCUCAACUUACCCACGAACAUACGACCUUAUUCAUGCUAAUGGUGUGUUCAGCUUGUACCUGAAUAGGUGCAAAGCCGAAGACAUUCUCUUAGAGAUGGACCGAAUUUUGCGUCCUGAAGGGGUAGUAAUUAUCCGGGAUGAAGUCGAAGUUCUAAACAAGGUGAGGAGAAUAGUCAGGGGCAUGAGAUGGAACACUAAAAUGGUAGAUCAUGAGGAUGGACCACUUGUCCCCGAAAAGAUUCUUGUUGCCGUGAAACAGUAUUGGGUUGCUAGCAGUAACAGCACAUCCAGUGACGAAUAGAUCACCUAAAGCUAUUUGUGACCUAAAUGGAUUGAUGCAGACUUCAUUUGUCAAGAAAUGGGAAUCAACUUGCUUCAAGGACCAGGUAAUUGUGCUCCUUAGCCAUUUGUUGUAAGUUAGUAUUUAUUUUUGAUAUUCUUAUUGUAGCUUUAGUCAUAUCAGGAUUCUGUACGAAUUUUGUAAUCCAAAUUCUAAUAUUAAUAUAUAAGCACAGCGUAUAAAGAUGUGCAAGUGAAUCUGCAUAGGAUGUUUUGCACACUAAAGAUGUGCAAGUAAAUUCUAAUAUUAAUAUUUUAUGUAAUACGGGAUGCCUGAUGGGGGAAAAUUAGAAGUCUGUA